GCCAGCUUCUGACUGAAGAACAAAGGUCAUACAGAUUUGCUGACGAUGAAGACUCAGACCACGUUUUUGUUGGUGGCGGUAGCUGUUGUUUGCCUAGCUGCUCAUGGUUUGUGUGCAGCAGGUCAAAAAAUCUCAAGAUGCAGAUGUGUGAGAACUACAUCUCAUCCCAUUGAUCCCAGAAAGUUUCAACAUAUCGAGAUCUUUCCUCAGGGUCCCUACUGCAGAAAGGUGGAGAUUGUAAUUACCCUGAAGACAGGGACAAAGGUCUGUGUGAAUCCUGAAACCGUAUGGGUCAAAAGAGUUAUUAGGAUCUUGAUUGAAAGAAAUAAAAGCAAUGAAGCCUCUCUGCCGACCACUGCAGCAAGUCCAUUGGCCGGAUGAAACAAAAUGUCCCUUUGAUAAAGCAGAUUAAUGAGCCAAACAGUUAUUGAUAAAGCACAUCGUAAUAGUCCUGUCAAUAGCUGAAAUGUUCUGUUUGUUUACAUAUGAAAUCCUCAAAUCUUUGUCAUUUGUUCAUUGUCUUUAACUCUUCUAUAUAGCUCCUGAGCCAUAAAUUUUAAUAUACCAAUAUAUGUUUGUCAAUAAUUCCACAUAUGAGUGUAGAAAUGCAAUGGAAUUUUAUUUUUUUAUUGUUGAUAAAUAUCAAUUAUUUCUUCAAUAGAGUUAAGUGGAUGGAAAGCUUGAAGAUGCAUGUUUUAAGCUAUUAAAUUCAAACAUUAACCAGUGUUUGACUACUAGAUGUUAAGGUUUAUAAUGAUAAUGUAAUCGGAUACAAUGGUAACAAGAACUCAAUGCAUUUUGUAAUGUCAUUUGCAUAGGCAUUGAGCUAGAACAUGAAGGGCUUCUUAAAAAAACAGUGAGUUAAAGUGCCUCUGUUUAUGGGAGGGGCUGAUGUGUUUACUUUGUGUGGGGGCACCUCGCACAUCUCCAUCCCUCCCCCUUAGCCCCAACUACCACAAGCCAAACAACAGAAAGAGCAUUGUGUUACUUAUGGAGGAAGCCAGGUGGGUUGUAGUUUGUGGCUGUGUGGGGUAGUCUGAGUUAAAAAGGUGAUUGGGAUCAGGUGGACAUCAGGUAAGUGGGUAUAGCUUCAGGAACAUGUAAAGAGCAACUAAAGUCCCUGAAAACAAAAGCAGAAGCAUUUUGGAGGGAAACGGAGACCAGGAAAAACACUUAACUUGGGGCAUACCCAGAGGAGAAAAGACACAGUCCCUCUUUUAGGCUCAACCUGUAUCAGAAUGCAAAACCCACAUCAUCUUUCACAAGCAUGAAUUGUGACAAAGAAUCUUUUUCUCCAAGUCAUGUCUAAACAUGCCUUGCAUCACAUUGGAUAGCAUAGUGAUAUCUCCAUCAUUAAAAUAGGGUAAAUUUCGAGAAAUCAUCAAUGAUCAGGUUUAUCAUUAAGAUCACCUGAAUCGUAAACGUUGCACCUCACGAAGAAUUUCUAGCCCAUUGUUUCAUGUCCUGAAUGGAAGGUAGCACUGCUAAAUUGUUAUACUAUUGGAAACCAAAUGACAAAUUAUUUUGUACCAAGAUUUUUAUAGUUUAAAUAGUUGAAGGUGUUAAUUAGACGGUGUUAAUGCACAAUUGCAGUAACUGCUUAUUUUUUAAAUAUUUCAUUCCACUUUUGUAUGCAUCUUUACAAGUCCUUACACAUAUACCUGGAUUAUGUGUACCACUGUAAAUGUAGAAUGUGAGUGUAUGUGUAUCUUCAAAACCAGUGUAACAAUUGAUAUAGAUGUUGAUGCUUUGA
Mobula hypostoma (lesser devil ray) is the source of this 1753-nucleotide messenger RNA. RefSeq names its product alveolar macrophage chemotactic factor. The record is from RefSeq and is a predicted model, not a curated record. Gene Ontology annotation, biological process: immune response; chemotaxis; defense response. Bases 46 to 381 code for a protein of 111 amino acids. Gene Ontology annotation, molecular function: chemokine activity. Gene Ontology annotation, cellular component: extracellular region. The transcript is spliced from 4 exons. Lineage: Eukaryota; Metazoa; Chordata; Chondrichthyes; Myliobatiformes; Myliobatidae.